Messenger RNA from Prosopis cineraria, 1355 nucleotides. RefSeq names its product 2-alkenal reductase (NADP(+)-dependent)-like. The record is from RefSeq and is a predicted model, not a curated record. The coding region runs from base 109 to 1170 and encodes 353 amino acids. NCBI's taxonomy places the organism in Eukaryota, Viridiplantae, Streptophyta, Magnoliopsida, Fabales, Fabaceae. The transcript has 6 exons. Gene Ontology annotation, molecular function: 2-alkenal reductase [NAD(P)H] activity.
UUAAAUCCCUGGUCUUAACAAGAAAGGGAUCGUACGCAAGAGAGUGAGGCGAGAUCCACCGAUAGGCCCCGGCUUGCCUUGCGAGAGAGUGACUAAAGCGGAAGAAUAAUGGCAGAGAAAUGCGAGGAGGUUGAGAGCAGAGAAUGGUACUUGGCAUCGUAUGCUCCGGAGGGUGUUCCCACCUCCGAUAAUCUCAAACUCCGAACUGUCCGGCUAUCGCUAGCCUCCGACUCCAUCCCCGACGGUCACCUCGCCGUCGAGCUCCUCUAUGUUUCCGUCGAUCCAUACCUCCGCUCGAGAAUGAGCGGCCGCCUGGACGGCCUCGACUCCGACCAGUACCCGCUUAACCAGGUGAUCACGGCUUUUGGGAUCGGAAAGGUGAUCCGGUCCAAGGAUAGCGAGUUUGAGGAGGGCGACGUUGUGCUCCAUCCAUAUUUUCCGGUGGCAGAGUACUGUGUGAUGACCUCCCACAUGCUCAAGAAAAUUGAUCCAAAAGCUGGGAUCUCAUUGCCGGAUUUCCUAAGCUGCUUGGGAGUGCCGGGGUUUGCAGCGUGGGUGGGAAUAGAGGUGCUGGGAGACCCAAAGCCAGGGUCCAAUGUCUUCAUCUCUGCUGCUUCCGGUGGCGUGGGAAUGUUUGCCGGCCAACUCGCCAAGCUCCGUGGCUGUCGGGUUAUCGGAUCCACUGGCUCCGAUGAUAAGGUGAAGCUAAUGAAAGACGAAUUUGGGUACGACGACGGAUUCAACUACCACAAGGAAACAGAUUACGAUGCUGCUUUGAGCAGGUAUUUCCCAAACGGUAUAGAUUUGUACCUGGACAAUGUUGGAGGGAAGAUGCUUGAAGCUGUAUUGAACCACGUGAACAAGUACGCACGCAUUCCUCUCUGCGGAAUGGUAUCUCAAUACAAUAAGGUGUGGACAGAAAGAGAAGGGGUGAGGAAUCUGCUGAACAUGGUGGGGAAAGAAGUGAGGAUGGAGGGUUUCAUGCUUCUAUCUCAUCUGCAUCGUUUCGGAGAGUUCGCUGCAGCAAUGGGAGGAUACAUGAAACAAGGCAAGGUGAAGUCCAAAAAUAAAAUUAACCUCGGGAUCGAGAGCUUCUUAGAGAGCCUGGCCUCCGUAUUCUCAAGCUCUAAUCAUGGCAAACUGGUUAUUCAGGUUAAGCCAUAUGUUUAAUUAAUAUAUAAUCCCAUGUUUGUUUGUGAUAAUACUCGUGUUUCCUUUGACGUGAUGUUUGACUACAUUCUCUUGUUUAUGUGUGAAACUUACCUGACCUCCAAGAACGGGAGGGUUGUUGUAAAGGCAGACUUUUGUUUAUGUGUUGUCUCGUUUCUUCAAGGCACACUAGCAUCUUGUGUUUA